GAAAUUUUACAGAAUUAUCUGAUUAAUUAGUUAUGUUAUUUUUUUUAUUUCUGUGUUAUGUUAUACAACUAUAUUUUUUACUUUAAAGUCUACAAGCUAUUAUGAGUAUAACGCCCAGAAUUCUAAUUUAGUGGAAGGAGUUAAAUUCAAGGACCUCCCUUCUAGACAUGAGCUUGGUUAUCUGUAAUAAGUUGUUAUGAAAAUAAUAUCAAUAAAUAAAUACAGCUAUUAAAAGUAGCACGUUUUGCGAUAUGAAGUAGCAUGAUUAUUUUAUCGUAAUUGAUAUGAGCAGUCAAUGUACAAUGACACUUGUUUUAUUUAAUACUGAAAAUAUGUAAAACAUUUUGAACAAUUCAUACAUCCAUACUUAUACUAAUACACUUGUUAUUCAUUAAUUUACAGCUAUUAUAAUUUAUAACAUGAUUGUAUUUUUCGUUAUAACUACUAAUUGUAAUUGCAAUAUGUUGAACAGUUACACUACAAAAAUGAACUGAUGAUUUAAUUGUCAAAAUGUCAUUUUUUAAAUAUCUUUAUUCUUUUCACUAUUCAUUCUAAUAAUAAUUAAAAGAAAUACAGAUAAUCGAAAAAAAUAUAGAUAAUUGAAGUUAGUUAUGUUGCCUAUAGUAGAAAUCAAAUAUAAAUAUGUGCGGCGAAAAUCAUUUUUAUUCAUAAAGAGGUCUUGGAGGACUAAUAAUAAUUAAUAUUAAAAUGAAUAUUAUUGCUGUAGAAGUCAUAAUUCGGUGCCAAUAGAACAUUGUAUGUAUCACAAUAUGAAAUCAUACUUAAAUAGCGAAUUUUAAUUUAUUACACUCAAAUUGUGAUUGAUUCUGGAAUAGUUGAUAAUCUUAAUUUAUACUUCGAAGAAUUAUAAAAAAUGAGAUGUCUUUCAAUUUUUUAACUCUGGUGUCUACUGGAUACAAUUGUUACAAAAUCAAAAUGAUUGAUUAUGAUAUGACUGAACAAUGUAAUACAUAUAAUAGUAAUACGGAAAAUGUUAUAUUUUUUUAUUGAAAAAUUUAUGUUAAAACUAUAUUAUACAAUUUUCAUGACAUAUAAGGAAAUUACACUGUAUUUUUAAUACUGUUAUGACAGAAGUGAAAUUCAUUAAAGUAAUUUAGAGACAUUAUGUCAAAUUAAAUUUUAUUUUCUAUUGAUUAAAUAAUGCAAUGAGUUGAUUUUUUGGCAUGAUGUACUUAUUCUAAUGAAUUUCCUGGACGGUUAUUGGCGCUUACUAAUACAGUACUUUCAUGUACAUAUAUUAUUAAUAGUAUUUUACAGGAGCUCGCGUGUAUAGUCUAUUUUCAGACAACCCCCAACUAAUAUGGUUAAUAGGUUAGUUUCAAUUGUUUGAUUUCAUUCGGUAUUUCGAACUCUCGACUGUUUGGAAUAUAUUAGUCCGACUUCAUUUAUUGGAACUCAGUCAAUAGGUACCAUUUAUUUUGUGAACAACUUAUUAUUUUUUUAGAAAAACUCGAUGACUUGAUUUAGUGACCAUAGACGUUUGAUAUUUAAUUAAAAAUGGAUUCGUGGUUGGCUGUAGACGUGACAGCCAACGUCUUAUCAAGAGAAACACGAGGGUCAGUUCGAGGAGCAAAAACUACCAUUGAGAAAUUACCGGACAAGGUUUUACUUAACAUAUUUUCUUACUUAAGUCACAAACAAAUAUGCAGUAUGGCUCGAGUAUGUAGGAAAUGGCGUACAAUUGCAUAUAACACGACCCUAUGGCAUAGUGUGUCAUUGAGACCAGAAAUUUCAGGAUUGCAUGUUACUUCUUUAGAUUUUCUUCUAUCUCUUAUAAGUGUUAGAUUUGGAUCUUCAUUACGUUACAUCGAACUACCUAUCGAACUCAUUACACAUACAGUAUUACAUGAGUUGGCUAACAGAUGUCCAAACCUAACACACAUGUUGCUCGAUUUCUCUACUGCUAUGCAACUACACGAUUUUAGUGAACUUCAAGCAUUCCCGACUAAAUUAAAGUAUCUUUGCGUUUGUCUUUCAGAAGUUAUUUUUAUGGAAGGUUUUAUGAGAAAAAUUUAUAAUUUUAUAAACGGAUUGGAAAUAUUGCAUUUAAUAGGAACUUAUGAAAAAGUCGAAGAAGAAGAAGAAGAGAUCUAUGAAGUCAUUAAUGUUCAUAAACUUAAGUCAGCCACUCCUAAUUUACGAGUAAUAAACUUAUAUGGCAUUAACUUUGUAGAUGAUAGUCAUAUAGACGCUUUCAGUUCAAAUUGUAUUCAGUUAGAAUGUCUAGCUGUUAACUAUUGUGCUAAAGUAACUGGCUCUACGAUGAAAACAUUGUUUCAGAGAAGUAAAAGACUUCGCUGUCUUCUUAUGAAUCAGACAAAUUUGAUUAGCGAGUACGUUAUGCAAGUAGACUGGGAAAGAUCAUCAAUUCAAGAACUAGACAUAAGUGCUACAGAUUUGUCAACUGAAUGUUUGAUUGAUAUGUUAGUUAGAAUACCCAAUUUAAGGUUUCUUAGCGCGGGCCAAAUAAAUGGUUUCAAUGAUGCAGUAUUAAAUACUUUUAUGGAACAGGGAAAUGCCAGGAGUUUGAUUGCAUUAAAUCUUGACUAUUCGGAUAAUUUGACCGAUGAAGGGCUUUAUAAAUUUCUCUCUCGUCAUGGCCAUCAAUUACAAGGUUUAUCUUUGGCAGGCAUGCCGCAUAUAACCGAUCAAUUAUGGAAUACUGUACUACCCGUUCUAACAAAUGUCAAAAUUGUGGUAAUGGGUACUCAAGAACGAUUGAUGGGUAAUAUAUUAGUAGACCAACUCAUGGAUGGCAUAGCUACAAAUUGCCCGAAAUUGGAGAGAUUAGAAUUAAAAUGGGAUCCAGACAACUUGAGAUUUUCAGAUAAGAGUCAAAAAGCUAUAGAUAUAUUUCGAGUAAAGUGCUUGAAGCUCAAGUGUCUAGUUUUAAGUGAUGGGAGAUAUUAUGAAAUAGUGAAAGCAAACUUCGAGAGAGCAGAUCGUUUAACUGUGGUCAGAACUACUACCUGUUGUAAUGUAUCUAAUUAUUAUCUCCUACAAAACUAUAAAGAUUUGAUAUUUAAUUAGAUUUGUUUAUUGUAUUAUGAAGUUCAUGUGUAUAAUAUAUGUAAGAUAAUGUAACA
Messenger RNA from Daktulosphaira vitifoliae (grape phylloxera), 3107 nucleotides. RefSeq names its product F-box/LRR-repeat protein 2 (gene FipoQ). The coding region runs from base 1519 to 3051 and encodes 510 amino acids. The record is from RefSeq and is a predicted model, not a curated record. Gene Ontology annotation, biological process: SCF-dependent proteasomal ubiquitin-dependent protein catabolic process; positive regulation of protein ubiquitination. Lineage: Eukaryota; Metazoa; Arthropoda; Insecta; Hemiptera; Phylloxeridae. Gene Ontology annotation, molecular function: protein binding. Gene Ontology annotation, cellular component: SCF ubiquitin ligase complex. The transcript is spliced from 7 exons.